UCUGACGCAGUGCUGGCUGCGCAAAGGCUUCCAUUUUCAACUCGGCCCGGGCGUCGCUUUUUCUAAUGUGAAUUCAUAAUUUGUUUCCAAUUAGAAGGUAGUGUAGUAAUUUAACGUCAAAAAUACAAAGUUUUAAUGAGGUGAUCGGGGUGGUGGUGGCGUGAUCCUUCGGAGAUCAGCUGUCGGCGCGCAUGAGCUGGCGGGGGCUGCCGCCAUUGACGGAGCGGCGCGCGCCGAUCCUUGGGCAUUGGAAGGACCGCGCCGGCCGCGGGUGGACGCAGUGUGAGGCGGGCGACCGAGCGCCGACUCCGCGCCGAUCUCAUCUCGUCCGUGACCGCGCGAGCGGGCGCCGCGCCAGCAUGGACGCGCUGCUGGCCGCGCUGGUCGCGCUCAUGGCAGUGGCCGCCGCGAUGGCAGCCGUGCUCAGCACGCUCUCCAAAGCUGCGAUCUUUGCUCUCCUCGCGAUCGCUCCCUGCCUCUACCGCUACAGAAAGUGCAUUUAUGUCAUCAUCAAAACUCUACCCAGGGAUACCAAAUUCCUAUGUCGCUACGCCCACGGCAUGGUCCGCUCAAAGCGCUGGGGCCGCCAGGACGCCACCGUGGCUGAACUCUUCACCAAGCGCGCCCUCGCCGACCCCGCCGCGCCCUGCUUCGUCGUCGUCGGAGACCGCACCUGGACCUUCGGAGAGAUGGCGGAAAAGUCCAACCAAGUCGCCAGGGUGAUGCAGGAACACCUGGGCCUGCACCGCGGCGACGUGGUCUGCGUAUUCAUGCCGAACUGCGCGGAGUUCGUCUGGACCUGGCUGGGCAUGGCCAAGGUUGGAGCUGUGUCGGCACUCAUCAACAGCAACCUGCGCCACAAGCCGUUGCUGCACUGCAUCCAAGUCGCCAAGGCCAAGGCGAUCGUCUUCUCCGACCAGCUGGCUGAUGCCGUCGAGGAACUCCGCGCGCAAAUACCCGAGGAUCUCAAGCUGUUCCAGCUGUACGGGCAGUGCAGGCCCGGGGUCAUCGACCUUGCCGCCGAGAUGGAGAAACACCCCCCGGAAUACCCCAUCGUGAAUGAGAAGCUGCAUUACAAAGACACGCUUCUGUACAUCUACACCUCUGGAACCACUGGAAUGCCGAAAGCGGCCGUGUUACCUAAUUCUAAGUACCUCUUGGUGGUGGUAGCGACGGUCCACAUGUUGGGUCUGAAGAAGUCAGACCGCAUGUAUAACUCGCUGCCGCUGUACCACACUGCUGGCGGCGUGGUGGGCACGGGCGCGGCGCUGGUCGACGGCAUACCAUCCGUGUUGCGCUCCAAGUUCUCCGCCUCCAACUACUGGACCGACUGUAUCAAGUACGACUGCACGGUGGCGCAGUACAUAGGCGAGAUGUGCCGGUACCUGCUGGCGCAGCCGCCGCGGCCGACGGACGCGCAGCAUCGCGUGCGCAUCAUGGUCGGCAACGGCAUGCGCCCCGCCAUCUGGCAGCAGAUGGUCGAUAGGUUCAAAGUUCCCCAAAUAAACGAGAUAUAUGGCGCGACAGAGGGCAACGCUAAUAUUAUUAAUGUGGACAACACCGUCGGAGCAGUAGGAUUCCUGCCUAAGUUGGUCCCCACCUGCCUCCACCCGAUAGCCCUGGUCCGCGCUGAUGAGCAGGGUGCACUGGUCCGAGGGCCCGAUGGGUUCUGCAUUCGAUGUCAGCCCAAUGAACCGGGUAUGUUUAUCGGCCUGAUUGCACAAGGAAAUGCAUCCAGGGAAUACUACGGAUACGUGGACAAGACGGACAGUAAUAGAAAGCUGGUUCGCGAUGUAUUCUGCAAGGGAGACGCGGCGUUCGUGAGCGGAGACAUAUUGGUGGCUGACGAGCUCGGUUAUCUGUUCUUCAAAGACCGCACAGGAGAUACGUACAAGUGGAAGGGGGAGAAUGUCGCUACGGCUGAGGUGGAGGACGCCAUGGAUCCUGUGUUGGGACAGAGGGCCUGUGUCGUCUAUGGAGUCUCGAUCCCGCAGACGGAGGGCCGCGCGGGCAUGGCGGCGGUGGCGGACCCUGCGCGCGCGCUGGACCUGGCGCGGCUGGCGCGCGACCUCGACAGCUCGCUGCCCUCCUACGCGCGUCCGCUCUUCCUCAGGAUCAUGAACGACAUCGAGAUCACUGGUACGUUCAAGCUGAAGAAGCUGCAAUACCAGAAGGAGGGCUUCGACCCGGACGUGAUCAAGGAGCCUCUGUUCUUCAGGUCAGGCGGCGACUUCGUCCCCGUGACCUCACAGCUGUUCAGAGACAUCUGCAACGGCAAGGUCAAACUGUAGGUGACACUGCAACAGGAAGAGCGAUGACGCCGCACGGCACAUCACCAAAUACCUAGUUGAUGACGAUUCGAGAUGAUUCUAUGUAGCAUAGUCCCGUUUGUCAAGUCAAUUGUGUGCCUGAAUGCUUCCUAUCAACUGGACAGAAAAAAUGUACUUGUCGGUUGUCAACAUGGUCUCGUUUAUAACUAUCUGGUGUUAUAAAAACAUAGCAAACUAAUUAAACCAAACAUCAGAUAGUUUUAACGUCGAUAGUGUGAUUGUCGUGUGAAGCGUCGUACAAACUACUCGUGACAAACAAAAUCAAAAUUAUGAAAAAAAAAGUAGGUGGUACUGAAAUACUGCUGACAGGACGCUUGAUAACUGUGAUCAAUUAAAACCAAAAUUUGGAAAUACAAUUAUAACGUGAGAAUUAUUCUGUAUAAUCUUUAGCUUUGCAAAUUUCUCAACUAAAGAAAGUAUAUAUGAAUACCCACGCACGCUUUCUGCCAGAGCAGUAAUUUAGCCGAUAAUGAUUUGAAAUCUUAAUAAAAAGCCUUUGGAUUGUUACUGAAGGUCCAAGACCGAGGUACACACUGGAAUAUUGUGUGUUCCUUGGCGUCUUAUUUCAUUUAUUUACUUAUAUGAACUGUAUCCAACUAGUAAUUAUAACUCCCGUUUAUUCUUUCUGAAUUGCACUCGUGUAUCUUACAUUUAAUUCAUAGUCUCCUCAAAUCUCAUAAAUAGUGUGAAUGGUUUAAGUAUGAUACGUGCAAUAUUAGGGUAAUCACUAUUUGUGUGUUUCAGCGGGUGAUAUGACAUUACAUUUUAAUGGGUUAUAGACAAAUAGGUUACUGGGUAGAGGUAAGGUACUAAGCAAAACCGCACUCGCCACCUCAUAUUAUAUCACUUAACUAAAAGCAAUAAAUCAUAUUUUACAAAUUUCUCUAGAGCAAAUAGGAAAUACAAUGUUUUGUAGAUAAAUUUAUUGUAGCUAGGUACAUUCCACCAAAUAGCUUCGUAAGAUUUGUUUUUGUUCUCAGAAGCACUGUACACCCUGGUGUCCGCGCCACGAAUGGAUUACCGCGGUAAUAUCUAGAACUAUCAAUACUAGAUCGGCGAUGUUAUUCUUGUUAGCAACUGUUGCGCCAUCUAUGGGAUUUCUUUCGUAGCGCGGGCUCUAGAAUAUUUUGAGUUCCUAUUGUGAAUAUUUGUAACGCAUUUUGUUUUAGGCACUUGUAUGGGAUUUUGUAUGGGAGUUUUGGCGCCUUAUUAAUAAAAAAAAUUCUCUGAUUGGUCUUCAAAUAUUUGUUUUGUCCACUUUUCGGUAUUUGACAUUGAAAGAACGAGAAAAAAAAAUAAACUUUUAUUCCAAGCUUAAAUCGGAGUAUAAUCUUUUUAUUAAAAAUGGAGGUUAGUAUAUUGGGUUUGGGUAUAACGCGUGGAACCGCCAUGUAUUUUAUAUGACAUGUAAUCCACUUGCUCUAUCCAUUCCUUCUAAUUUAAGAAUGACUUAGUCAUCAUACUGAAAGUCGGGCGUUUCGAUUAGUUUGUGGUGCCUUGAAACGAAAGCCGUUGCACACUAGACUAGGUACAUAGUACGCAGUCGAAAAUUGCUCCUGAAAAUUAUUAUGUAAGUUGUAAAUAAAUAAUAAAACAUGA
This is a messenger RNA of Plodia interpunctella (Indianmeal moth), 3929 nucleotides long. Its product is annotated as long-chain fatty acid transport protein 4-like. Gene Ontology annotation, cellular component: endoplasmic reticulum. Gene Ontology annotation, molecular function: long-chain fatty acid transmembrane transporter activity; long-chain fatty acid-CoA ligase activity. The transcript has 13 exons. Gene Ontology annotation, biological process: triglyceride homeostasis. Bases 192 to 2291 code for a protein of 699 amino acids. The record is from RefSeq and is a predicted model, not a curated record. NCBI's taxonomy places the organism in Eukaryota, Metazoa, Arthropoda, Insecta, Lepidoptera, Pyralidae.